UUUAGUAGUGCUACCAUUGAUGAGUGAGGAGAAAGAGAGAUGAUUUACUAUUUAGAUGAAAGAGAAAGUUGCCCAGGUUGCAUUAUUAACAAUCUCAAACAAUCCAAUUCUGGCAUUCCCUUCAAACAUUUCUUCUAUGUUUUUCUUCUUGCCCUUAUUACAGCUUUGCCAAUGUCAUCUUUGUUUCCUUUCCUAUAUUUCAUGAUAAAAGAUUUUAAUAUUGCAAAAAGAGAAGAGGAUAUAGGUUACUAUGUUGGUGUUGUGGGAUCUGCAUUCAUGUUUGGAAGAUUUCUUACUUCCAUUAUUUGGGGAAUGAUAGCUGAUGAAUAUGGUCGAAAACCAGUUAUGAUUUUUGGCACAAUUGCAGUGAUAAUUUUCAACACAUUGUUUGGACUUAGUACAAACUUUUGGAUGGCAGUUUCAACAAGGUUUCUCCUUGGAAGUUUGUGUGGAAUACUUGGACCAAUGAGGGCAUAUGUUUCAGAAAUUUGUCAUACAAAAUAUGAAGCCUUGGGAAUGUGUAUAACAAGCACAGCAUGGGGGAUCGGAUUAGUGAUUGGUCCUACUCUUGGAGGUUUCCUUUCCCAGCCUGCAGAGAAGUUCCCAAAUAUAUUUUUUAAAGAGUCUCUAUUUGGUAGGUUCCCAUACUUGUUACCAUGCUUGAUCAUAUCAAUAUUUUCUUUGGUUGUAACAAUUUUCUGUUGUUGGAUGCCGGAAACACUUCACUUUCAUACCAAAAAUGGAUAUGAUCAGAUAGAAAAUUUGGAAGAACUUGAGGAAAUAAGCCCUUCUCCAAAACAAAGUCUUUUUAAGAACUGGCCCCUAAUGUCAUCUAUUAUAGUAUUUAGUGUUUUCCAACUUCAUGACAUGGCUUAUGCAGAGAUUUUUCCAUUAUGGGCUGUGAGUUCCAAAAACCAUGGAGGACUAAGCUAUUCAAGUGAAGAAGUUGGUGAAGUUCUUGCCAUUUCAGGAUUUGUAAUGCUUCUCUUUCAGUUAUUUUUGUACCCAACAAUUGAGAGGACCUUUGGACCUGUACUGUUAUCUAGAGUGGGAGCAGUCAUCAUAAUAGUUGUGUUAUCAUGUUACCCUUUUAUAGCAAAGUUUUCUGGACUCAAACUCACAAUAUUAAUUGAUCUGGCAUCUGUGUUACAUAUUGUAAUAUCAGCAUGUAUUACUACAGGAAUGUUACUACUACAAAACAGAGCUGUGAGUCAAAGCCAAAGAGGGGCUGCAAAUGGCAUAUCCAUGACUGUCAUGUCUCUAUUCAAAGCGGCCGGUCCGGCCGGUGGAGGUGCCUUAUUUUCUUGGGCACAAAAUCAUCAAAAUGAAUCAUUUCUCUCUGGUGAUCAGAUGGUUUUCUUCAUUCUUAACGCAAUCGAGUUUAUAGCACUCAUAAUGACCUUCAAACCUUUUCUAGCCUUCUCUGAUGUAAAUUAAGCAAUUUUAGUUGCACCAAAACUUAACACUUCAUUUAAGCACAGAUAAAAAGACAAAAUCUAAUGAGUAGAGAAUACAGCAUCUCAAAUAACUUAUUAGCUCAAACUUUUACCAACAAAAUUGGCCUAUAUUAAUUACAGCUUCUAAACUAAAUGUCUCAA
Cannabis sativa is the source of this 1598-nucleotide messenger RNA. Its product is annotated as protein ZINC INDUCED FACILITATOR 1-like. The record is from RefSeq and is a predicted model, not a curated record. Lineage: Eukaryota; Viridiplantae; Streptophyta; Magnoliopsida; Rosales; Cannabaceae. Gene Ontology annotation, biological process: transmembrane transport. Gene Ontology annotation, molecular function: transmembrane transporter activity. The coding region runs from base 40 to 1437 and encodes 465 amino acids. The transcript has 17 exons.